Entrophospora candida is the source of this 5373-nucleotide messenger RNA. Lineage: Eukaryota; Fungi; Glomeromycota; Glomeromycetes; Entrophosporales; Entrophosporaceae. The record is from the annotation of a GenBank genome assembly.
AUGGACCAUCCAAAAUGUGUGAUUGAAGAUUUUGUUCCUUCAGGUGUUAAGAAUUUUCAGAAGAAAUUAAAAGCAAAAAAAUCAUUACAAAUUCUGGUUACUCAUUUGACUGUCCAACCACCAGAUCCUCUAAUUUCUCAAGAUGCUAAACAACAACAAUUAUACAUGCUUAAAAAAUAUCAGAAAUUCUUGUAUACAUUAUUGAAGAAUUAUUUUUUACAAGACUUUUUUGAUGUAAUUAUAGAUAAUAAAGAUGCAGAUCAAAAUGAUAGAUUUUAUGAAUGGAAAGAAUUUAUAUCAUUAAUAUGUUCAAUUCCUGAUAGAUGUGCAAAUGCUAAUUUAUUAAUUCAAAAUUUACAACAUAAUAAAGAAUUAGAUGAUUAUGAUGAUUUUUUUAAUAAUUUUUGGGGAUCUCUGCAAGAAAAUCAUGAUUCAAUUAUCUUGAAUAAUGCAAAAAAAAUUAACUUGAAAUUGGGUCCAGAUGAUGAUCUCACACAAGUCUUGAAAUCACUUACUACAACUUGGUCAGACACUACAUUUGUCAAGCAUGCAUCAAAUUCAUUACAACUUUAUGUCACUAGUGCUAUUCUUAUUAUAUUUGGAUAUCUUCCAAAAGAGAUAUUAUUAAAGAUAAACAUUUAUAAAGACAUAGGUGUUGGCACAACACAAUGGAUGAAAAGUUCUUUUGAUAGAACACGUAAAAUUGCAAUGGUUACUGUUGAGAUGCUUUCAUGGUUACUUGAUGAAAAUGAUGACGUGUUGGAUUUCAAGUUAGAUCCUCAAGAUGAAGAAGUUAAAACAUUAAGACAAUUGCAAGAUUUAUCAUAUAUCAUAUUUAAUACAGAGAACAGGUCAUUUAAAAGGAAUAAAGACAUUAAUGAUGAAAAUAAUUCACAAUCCAUUUCUGUCAUUUCUAAUUCUUUUGAAGAAGAUUUUGAUCAAUCAUCAAAUGUUAUUGAUGAGGAUGAAACUAAACUGGUUGGAGAUUCUGAUGAUGAAGAUGACUUUGAACCAUAUCCAAUGGAUGAAAGCGAUUUUGAAGAAAAUGAAGAAGAUUAUGAUACUUUAGCAACAAAGCCAAAAAAUACUUUGCCUCCUGUAUAUAUUAUAGACUUGAUUAAAAUGUUAAAAGCAGCUGAAGAUCCUGAAAAGAUUGAAAUUGCUAUGAAUACAGCUGAAAAAUUGAUUAGACUAAAAACCAAUUUUGGAACGGAAUUAGAUGAAAAUGCUAAUGAGUUGGCCAGAGUUCUUAUUUCAAUAAAUAAUACAUUUGAAUUGAAAGAAUUUGAAGAAAAAAGACAUGCGGCAUUAACUGCACUCGUAGUUGGAAGUCCAAAAAAUACUGUAUUGUAUAUUAUUAAAGAAUUUUUUGAAAAAAGAUAUUCUCUCUCUGAAAAAAUUACAAUGUUAUCAGUAUUGGCAUCGGGAGCUAAAGAAUUAGCAGGAAUAGAACAACCAGAAGAAAUUGAGGUCAGGAGAGAAAGUUCAAUUAUUGAUUUAUUAUCAAAACAAACUAGCGGUUUAAGUGUUAACGCAAUUGAAACGUCAAAAGAACCAUCACCAUCCAGUAAUAACAAAGUAAAUCGAUUUUCAAGAAAACCAAUGGUCCAAUCCAUUCAUUCAAGUUCAAUAAAAGUCAACAGGUUUAAUGAAUUUGCCGCAAAACCAUUUUUCUUUCCAUUAUCAGCUGGAUUUUGGAAUUGGAUUCGUAAUCGUGAUACUAUCAAUAAAGGUAUGUAUGAGCCUAUUUUACUAAGUAAAUAUAUAACAACUUUGGCUACUAUUGUUCAAUGUUCAACAAACACAGUUGAAAAUUUAGAAAUUUCAAAAGAAUUUUGGGAUAUGAUACUGUCUUUAAGAUAUUUUGAUGAUGUAGCUGUUGUAUCAUCAUUACUUUUCGGCAUAAGUGUAAUACUAAAGGCGCUUCCAGAACAAGAAUUAGCAACGCUUUUUAGUAAAGAUUUGAUUGAAACAAACCAAUGGGUUACAAAUUUAUUUGAAAAUAAUCCAAAUGAGUAUGUAAAAUCCAUUUCUGCAUGGAUCAUGGUUAAAAUAGAUCAAAUUAUUUCAAAAUAUAGAAGACUUCUGAUUGAAGAAAUAAAAAAUCCUGAAAUUAUGAACGCAGAAACAAAUCUAGCAAAUAUAAUUCCCACUAAUCAUAAUAAUAAUACAUCAGUUGUUGAUGUUAUUGAUUCAAUAGAAAAUCACCUACCAACUCAAGAAUCUAAAUCCUCUUCAAAAGAAUCAUCCAUACUGGUAUUGAUACUGGGUUGUGGAGUUGGGUAUAUGAUUAGAAUUUACACUUUAAAAAUUGAUGUAAAAGCCUUAGAACAGAAAAACAAUCCGUUUAUAGAUAAUAAAAAUAUUAAUAAAGUAUCAUCAAUGGAAUUAGAAUCAAAAUCAGAAUCAAAAUCAACGAUAACAAUACUUUCAAUUUCACCAAAAAUUGAUAAAGUGCUAAAUAAAACUUUUGAUUACAUUAUGCGUGACAUAAUAGAUGUUUAUUGUGAGCCAAUCGAUGAAAAUAAUGAAAAAGAGUUGUCAAAAAACAUAAGGAAUUCAAUGAAUUCUAUGGCAAUAAAUUUAUCUUUAUGCCUUAAAAAUUUAGAUAAAAUUGAAUUAGGUGUAAUGUCAAGUUAUACAAUCGCAAACUCUUUUAUUGUUCAUUUACGUGAAUAUAGAAAAUUUAUUGCUGCAAAUGAAUCUUUAGAUGUUUACUGUGAUAAAAACCAAUCAUCUCCAUUGGCUUUCACAACAAGUAAACAAAUUCAAACUCAAAAUUUACGUUCGUUAUCACGUCUAAUAUUAUCACGUUUCCUACCAUCAUCCGAGUCUCAAAGUCAAAUAUUAAUGGCUUUCCUUACUGAGUUAUGGACAAAUAAUAUUUUUUCACCACUACUUGAUACAAUCAGCGAUCCAGAUUGGUUAAAUUGUACCAUAGUUGACUAUCUUUCAGAUGAGGGUUCUAAUGAAGAUGAAGGUACUUUUUUCCAACAGUUAGCUUCCUCUUUAGAAGAGGAAGUGGCUGGUCUUGCUGAAAAAUUAUUGCAAGAUCCCAUUACUACCACCGCCGCUUCUGCUGUUGACACCAGCCCAUCAUCUAAUAACGAACAAGGACAAUCUAUUUAUUCACACACGAAUGAUUUAUCAUCGUUACCAUCAUCUUCACGAAAUUCAAUUGAUAUGACAUCAGCAAGAUUCAAAAAUUUACAAUCAGUCCUUAAUCGUAAAUCAGAGAUUUUUGCUGAAUUUAUGGCAUUUCUUGAGGAAAGAGAAGCCGCAAAUUUACUUAGGUUUUGGCUUCAGGUAGACUCAUUUAAAAAAAUUGCAUCCAAUGAAAUAGAUACUAGCCUGAUCCAAGAAGACGCUAUUGGCAUAUUUAAAACAUAUUUUGGCGAGGCUGCCACUUACCCAGUUAAAGUGACAAAUGAUAAGUUAAUUAAGCAAUGUAUUAAUGAGAUAACUAAAGCUCCAGGCUUCAAUUGUUUUAUUUCUUUACAAGAAUACGUUUUUAAUGUUUUGGAAGAAAAGUACUUUGAUGAUUUUAUUGAAGAUAUGAAAGGUCAAGAAGAAAAUUUGUUUAAAAUGAAUGAAAAUGGUGAAAAUGGAUUUUCAGGAAAACCCAUUGAAACUGAAAAAGAAUCGCAAGAAAUAAUAUUUAAUAAUCCAUAUCAUGAAAAAAAUUCAAGUUCAUCGUCAGCAAAAGACAACCACAAUGGUUUAACUGAAAACGACAAUUCAUCUUCCAAACGAUACAGCACAAUCAAUGAUUCUUUAUCAAUUUUGAAAAGCACUAACGAAGAAACUUUAGAAUCAUAUUCAGUAGAAGAUCCAUUAAUUGAAAAUUCAGAUGAAAAGUAUACGGAAAAAUUAUAUGAUAGUGAUCCAGAAACAAAUUCUGUUCACUUUAGAUCGGCAAAUACGAGGAUGGAUCUUACUGGUGUCAGUAUAAAAAUGUGCGAGGUCUCUGAAUCAAGAUUCAAUAACAUUAUUUAUUCUAAAAAAAACCUUGCAUACAUGAUAGAAGUGGAACAACCUGGUUCUACCGGAUGGAUAAUGACACGUAGUUUUGCAGAUUUUGAAGCUAUGCAUAUUGCAUUGGUAAACCAAUUCCCAAAAGCCGAGAAAGUCACCAUGCCUCGUUUAAUGUUAAAGAAAAAUUAUGAUGCAUGUCAAGAUUUGCAAAGAUAUUUAAAUAUUUUGUUGAGUGAUAGCACUUUGGCCAAGAGUGAUCCACUCCAGAAAUUUAUGAAAAGGGAUGGUCUUCCCAAUGAAGGAUUGUCUUUACCAAAAUCCAAGAGAGCCAGAGGUCUUUCAAUUUUAUCAAUUCCAAAAUCAAUGUCCAUGGUAAAUCUCGUUGCAGGAGUUAAUAAUAUUGCCAAUAAUCUACAAAUAACGGAUGGCGGCGGUAAUAGAAGAAACUCUUUGGAAAAGAAAAAAUUUGGUUUUGAUUUUUCAUUACAAAAAAGUUUUUCGGAAAUUACAUCCAGGAAACCAAUAGAACCGUCGUUAUCACAAUUAUCACAACCACCGCUACUAUCAGAUCCACCUAAAAAAACGAUAGAAAAUUUUGAAAGACUAUUGCCAUCUUUGCCUAUUGAAAAUGGAUUGACAGAACGAUCGGAUGAAAUAUUUAAAUUUAAGAAAAUAGCACAUUCGGCAAAACCUAGUGUUGAUAGUAAUGCGUCAUCGUGGGUUUCUGUGACACCUACCAGCUCAAUGAACGACUCAUUUUCAGGCCAAAUCAAUUCAAAUGAUUCAAAUGAUUCAAAUAGAAUAACAACAAGAAGUAACGAUAGUUCACAUAUUUCAUCAUACGAAGACGAUAAUCAUUCUAAAAAUAACUCAGCAUCCAAAUCUAAAACCAAUAGACCAAACAAAGUUUUGACAGGACAAGAAAUUGAUAUACUGAUCGACACAGUGUUUGCGAUAGUCGAAGAAAUAUUUGAUUUAUCAAUGAAAUCACAAUGGCAUCUUCGUAAAACAGUACUUUCGGUUUUGCGAGAAGUGGUCAGAAGAUCUUAUACUGAUGCCAUCAGACAAUCAUUUCUAAUAAAUAUUCAUAAAUUGACAACUGAAGAGAAUGUAGCAUCAAUGAUUGACGAUUUCAAAAAUUCAUUUUGGCCAAAUGGUGUAUGGGAAGAAUCAGGGCCUACACGUACAGAAGAAGAAAAAAUACAAACUAAAGAGACCGCAAAAAGACUACUCCUUCAAAAGGCUAUGCCAGAAUCAUUAUUAAGAGUUAUGGGAUAUGAGAAUUCUAGAAUCAUGGUUAAUAGAUUAGUUGACGGUUUUUUGGACGAGAAAGAGAUUAUAAGAGGAAUGUUUGUUGGCAUUUUAGAAAAUAUUGUAAAAUUAAUCAUUACAGAAUAA